UCAGAUUUUAUGAGCAUGAAUUUUUUUGGUUGGUUGUUGAGAAAUUCUGGAGCUUUUUAUAUUCAACGUAGCUUUGGAGAUAACCAACUUUACUGGGCUGUAUUUACAGAAUAUGUUCAAACACAGAUUGCAAAUAGUGAUAGACCACUUGAGUUUUUUCCAGAGGGAACUAGAAGUAGAACAGCUAAAUCUUUGUGUCCUAAAUAUGGUUUGUUAUCUGCUGUGUUGGAAGUUUAUUUCAAAGGCAAAGUAUCAGAUAUCAAAAUAAUACCAAUUAGUAUUAGUUACAGCCGCAUCCUUGAAGAAAAGCUUUAUGCUUAUGAAUUACUUGGUGUCCCCAAACCUAAAGAGUCAACUUAUGGUCUCUUCAAAGCAAGAGGUGUUUUAUUUGAAGAUUAUGGCAAUAUUCAUGUUCAUAUAGGUGAAGCUAUUUCAGUCAGUAGUUUCAGUGAAAAUAUAAUCAACAGAGAAAUUCACAACUUACUGCCACGAUACAUAAGCUCUGUCUCAUUGGGAGAACAGAAGCUCAUUAUGCGACUUUCCUACCAGAUACUUCUAUGCCAACAAAAGUACUUUGUUGUCAGCCCAUGGUCCAUGAUUGCUGCUGUUCUCAUGCAAAAUAAAGAAGGUAUAUCUUUCAAGCAACUUGUGAAACAAGUGGAAUGGCUGAAAAGGCAGGCAUCUAAUCUAGGUGCUUACAUUGAUUGGCCAGGUCAUGAACCUGCUGAAAGUGUAAUCCAAGACAACAUGCUGAUCCAUAAGAAACUUGUUUCCUUCAAAAAUUCAGACAUUGUUGAAAUGACAGUACUCAAGAAAGGCUAUGAUAACUUAAUGGAUAGUGCAGCCCAACAUCUUAUGAUUGCUUCUUAUCGAAAUCAACUGACUCAUAUAUUUGUCCGUGUUGCUAUGAUAGCUCUACCUGUCAAUGCCUGUACUAAGGACACACUAUUACUAGAUGAUCUCUAUGAAAAGUAUGUUUUUCUGGAGAGACUUUUCAGCAGAGAGUUUAUCUUCCUUCCAGGAAACACUAAACAGGAUUUUGAACAAGCCCUAUUAGUUUUAGCCCAUACUUGUGGAGUCGUACUACAAGAUGAAGUUGUAUUGAUUAAACCAUCAACCAAUAAAUAUACAGUAUUCUUUAGCCAUAUGUUUGAACCAUUUCUGAUGGGAUAUUGGGUUCUGUGUCAGCAUCUGCUGUCAAUGCCACAAGUAGGUCAUGGCAAAUUGCUUGCUAAACCCAUACAAAUGCUGGCAAAGGAAGCCCAGAUGGUUGCAGCUCGAUUACUCCGUGAACAAUUGAUUAAACAUCCAGAAAUACUGUCUCUUAACUUACUUAAUAAUGGACUCAUAGCUUUGUAUAAUAUGGAUGCUCUGCAUAAAGAAAAAAGAGGUGGAAAUGUGUAUAUGUCACCAAAUACUGUCGUAUUAACAAAAAUUACAGAGAAUAUUGCUCAACAGAUUGAAGUUCCAACUGUACCAGUGGCUAGUAUCAACCUUGAUACUAAGACAGUUGUUGUUAAUGCUAAAUUAUAGAGCCUGUUACUGUUUUGUUUUCUUCUCAGUGGUAAUAGAAACACUGACAACUAUAUGAUAUCAAAAAGAUUUCUUUUUAUAUUUCAAAUAAUUUUCCCUUUUUAUGGCUUCCUUUGUUAUAUACAUGGAUUACUUCUAGAUGAUGGAUAUUUAAAUAAUAUUUAAAACAGUU
Messenger RNA from Octopus bimaculoides (California two-spot octopus), 1705 nucleotides. RefSeq names its product dihydroxyacetone phosphate acyltransferase. Lineage: Eukaryota; Metazoa; Mollusca; Cephalopoda; Octopoda; Octopodidae. Gene Ontology annotation, biological process: ether lipid biosynthetic process; fatty acid metabolic process; phospholipid biosynthetic process. Gene Ontology annotation, cellular component: peroxisomal membrane; mitochondrial membrane. The record is from RefSeq and is a predicted model, not a curated record. Gene Ontology annotation, molecular function: glycerone-phosphate O-acyltransferase activity; glycerol-3-phosphate O-acyltransferase activity.